UUAUAUCAAGAGAGAUAUGUUCAAAGAAAGUUAUCACAAAGCGAAGCUGAUUAUGGAACAAGAUGGUUUCUUAAAUGAAAGUUCACCAAAAGGUGCCAUGUUUCAUAUGAUAAAAGAAGAAUAUGAAGGUUUCAUCAAAUUACUUGAAGAGGAAUUAAAGUUAAACAUUUUCCUAAAUGAAGAAAUAUCUAAAGCAUCUCUAAAAAAAUCAACAAAGAGAAACAUUGACUUGUACGAUGUCAGCCUUAAAAGGAAGCUAGCGAUUUUAAAAGAAGAUAACUGCAGGUUAAAAGAAUCUUUAAAACUGGAAGAACAUAAAAAAAGUUUGUUGGAGAAGAAGCACAAAGCUGCUAUAAAAGCAAAGCAAUAUGAACAUCUAAUAGGAAGAGGAAUAUUGGGUCUUUCAGAUAGGGACUUGUGUCAAAUGCUUCAUAUGACACCGUAUGAAUGGGCUGAUCCCACCUGUUUAAUAGAGAAGCUUGGAGUAAUUCAGAAGAAAAAAAUGGAGCUUGAGAAUGAUUUAAAAUUUAGAUUCGUCAAACAAAGUAACUAUCAAUCAUUGCUUCAAUCUACUUUAAAGAAAGAGGCUCAAUGUGAAACACUUGGAGCUAUUAACAGCACAUUGAAAACACAGGUGAAAAGGUUAAAGCUGGCAAUUGAAGCUGCACAGAUUUCUGCUUAUCAUGAAUACCCAUAUGGUAAAAGAAACGAUCGAUCAAUGGCCUCUAUUGUUGAGAUGGUGCUUCAAAAUUUCCACGAUAAGAAAGAAGAAAGGGCUGAAAUUGCAAAUACAAUUAAUGAUCAAAUCAAAAUGUCAUUGUUGGAUGAUAAUUCAUCCGAAAGCAAGUCACGAAAUACCUUAAGCAUUGAUUCAGGUCUGAAGAAAAAGCUAGAUAAUAUUGAUCAACCAAAAUCAUUUGAUGAAAGAAAAAGCUUUUUUGAUGAUGAUCCAAUGAAAGAACAGGAAGCAGAGAUGACCAUGGAUUUUGUUGAGCAUUUUAGUUUGCUAUUUUCCUCCAGAAAGUUCAAAGAAGCAGCCUUUCAUGCUAUAUACGCACCAAAAGGUGUGCUACGAACGCCUCAAACAUUAAAGUAUUUUAAAGAGCUUGACACUAUCUUAAAAAAGAAAAAGAAGACGAACAAUCAAUCGUAUCUUCUUCAUUAUUGCAAGCUUCUUAUGUCUACCAUUGAUGUGGUUGGGAAACAACCUUCUACCUGGGAAACAAUUGAAUGUUUUAAAUGUGCAAUAUCUGAAGACUGCAUUGAUCUGGCAGAGUAUUGGUUAGCAAAAGAUCAAGUGGUAAAUGUGUUGGUACGUCAAGAGCGGUAUGCAACAGCAUUAUCGUAUGCCAAAACUGAUGCACAAUUCACAGCCGUAGAUUUUGCUAGAAUGCUUGAGGACGAUGAAAGUUGCAGUGAACUCAGUUAUUUGCUGAUAACUUUACACAAAGACAUACACAUUGAGGAGAUAAUCCUAGUUCUCGUUGCAUCAGAUCAUGAAAAGAAUGCUAUCGUUUUAAGCAAGCACUGUGUUGAUCAUAAUCGACCGCCGAAGUUCGGAAUUAAUCAUUUUGCACAGUUUCACGACCAGAUGCAUGUUGCUGAACGCUUUACCAUGUUGUGUUUCCAAGAGAAUUUGCAAGAAAUUGGUUAUGAUUUCAUGAGCGCGUGUAUCCUAUCACAUGUGAUCAACAAUGGAUCGACCGCUGCUGCAUUCACCUCAAAUUGAAAGCACGCUGUUUGUGUGCAAGUUCUGAAUAACAUACGAAGACAAAUGAAGGAUUUUUAUUUUAUGCGUUCUGAGUAAGGAUUGAUGUUGUUUCGUGUUAAGAAGAUCGAAGAAGUUUUUGCGAUAUGUUACGACGAAAUAUGAAAUAUGUGUCGCCAUAAAGAGUUUUAUUAUUUUCCCACCUUGUAGGUCGUUAUUUUACACACCAACAUUCCAAACAAAACACAUACGGAGUGUCUACUCUGUCAGAAAAGAAAAAUUUCAUUAAAAAGUCAAAAAUAUCAGCAUUUUUUAUGUUUAAAGAAAAUGUCAGGAAUUUUAGGUUUGAUUGUCAGUUAGAUUUAUUUUCAUUUUUUCAAAAUAAUGGCAUGAAUUAAAUUUCAAACCCGUUCUUAAAGAAAGUAGGAUUAAUUGUGUUUAUUACGCUUGUAUAAAAAAAACACUUUCUUGAAAAUUAAGUACGUACCAACAAUAGAUGAAAAAUAAGGAAUGUCAGGAAUUUUAGUCACAGGAAAAUAAGGUGUUAAUAUUGAGCGGACACAGGACAAGACAAAGAGAGCAAGGUUUGUUCAAAAACAAGUGUCGAAUUUACUGAAAAUAAACUUUUUCCUGCUUCCCCCUUUGUGAAUAUUGGAAUUCAGAAUUAAUUCCCUUUCGGUUAUCAGGGAGAUAAUUUCGGUUCUCAGGGAAAUAAUUUUCAAUGCCGUAGCGUGUUUACUCAGAAUUCGCCCUUCCAAUACUUGCUGUUUUGAUUUUAAAAUUUUGAUUUCCAAAGUAUGCAUCCUUAGUUAAAUUUAAUGUUUAAAAUUUUAUUUAAUUCAAGCCAUUCAAUAAUUAUAUGAUUGCUUGAGGCGUGGGUGAUCAUUUUUGUGACGUACUGUUAAUAAAAUAAUUAGCGGUAGCUGGUGGUUCUAGAUUUGUUGCGAUGGUUUACAAGAGGUAGGGAGUCGUAAAAAAUGAAGGAACAACCAGUCUCAACGUGUGUUUUGAUGCUGCAAACGCCCCCAACCUUUUAUGCAACAUUUAUUAUUUGUGUUUAAUAAAACUUUCGACGGUAUUUCAAAUAUUGUAUAAAAUCGAUAUUCCCAUUCACCCAAUAAAGUUUCAAUAAUUCAAAAUUUCCUCAUUUAAGCAAUUUUAUCGAGCCCUUUAAAUUACAAAU
Molecule: messenger RNA, 2891 nt
Organism: Hydractinia symbiolongicarpus
Lineage: Eukaryota; Metazoa; Cnidaria; Hydrozoa; Anthoathecata; Hydractiniidae
Exons: 20
Coding region: 17-1729 (570 amino acids)
Source: RefSeq, a predicted model, not a curated record